AUGCUGCUAGUCGACUCGCGCACCUGCCUGGCCUGUGAUAUGACAAGCCCACAUUACGUCACCUCUCUCACUUCCCUGAGUCACAUUGGCUUACUCUUCCCGGGUGUCUACAACCGCCAGUUGAAGACCUUAAUGACCUCCCAACUCAUCAGCCAACUGCUGACCAAGGAUACCUUCGCGAAGCCUACCAGAAGGUCCAGAGCCUCGAUCACCCCACCUGAUGCGGGCAAACCCUCCGAUUGGACCAAGGAUGGGAAUUUGACUGUUCUUACUCGAGCUAAGAUCGCGGCAGUCAAACUCAUGACGAACUGGCUUGUCGGCCUGCAAAUCCAAAACAAACAAGUUGCACAAGUCAUAAUCCGCUUGUUGCAUCGUAUCAUCGUUCACGAAGGUGACCUCACCUGCGGUGGAAACAUGAGUUACGGAGAAAUGUCGCGAAUGCGCUUAGUUGCCGCCACAUCUUGGCUUAAGGUAGCCCAUUUCCAAUUUUACGUGGAGGUGAUUGAAGUCGCCUGGUACCAGUCCAUGUCUUACGUCCUUUGUGUAAGUCUCUCUCUCCUGGCUACCUAG
Molecule: messenger RNA, 570 nt
Organism: Dibothriocephalus latus
Lineage: Eukaryota; Metazoa; Platyhelminthes; Cestoda; Diphyllobothriidea; Diphyllobothriidae
Source: the annotation of a GenBank genome assembly